This is a messenger RNA of Belonocnema kinseyi, 703 nucleotides long. RefSeq lists its product as uncharacterized. The transcript has 3 exons. Bases 238 to 609 code for a protein of 123 amino acids. The record is from RefSeq and is a predicted model, not a curated record. NCBI's taxonomy places the organism in Eukaryota, Metazoa, Arthropoda, Insecta, Hymenoptera, Cynipidae.
UGUACGCUCGCCAGCGUAACCCGGCCCUAUAUGAUAAACAUGUCUAUUGCCGCAUGUAUAUUUUUUAUAUUCUCAACAAGUCUAAAUAACAAAUCUAAUCAGUGCUACGACAUUGUAAAUAUUGCAUUAAGAGCUACACUCAGCUGAAGAGAUCUAAAUCAAAUCAGAGUAAACGGGAUUUCAGUAGGCUUUGACUGUGUUUUUUUCUUAUCUUGUUACGUUACCUUGUGUACAAAAAUGAGAAAAAUAAUUCUACCUCAAAUGGUUUCUAUUUUAGUAUUUCUAGUUGUUAUGACAUCUUCAUUCACAAAAGAUUGCAUUUGUGAGCAUUGUGAAGCGACCAAAGUGAUCGGUGUUGAUAGUCCUAAUGGCUCUUUAGAAGAUUCUCAUGGAGACGGAAAUCGAACAAUUUGUGCCAGAGACCGCGAUUAUGAUGAUAGAUCUUUCCCAAGCAUAUGCCACAUGCUUUGCUACAAUCGUUGUAAUCGUUUCGGUCCUCAAACCAUCCAAAAAGAUAAUGAGGAUAUCAAAAUUUGGGGAAUAUUUAGGACGACCGCCAUAUUGGAUCCGCCAUCUUUGAAUUCCAAAAAAUUAAUAGUAGAUUCGUAAUCAGCGACCUUAAAUACAUAAAUAAAGUGGAUUGUAAGAUUCAAUCUUAUGUUCUUACAAGAAUCAGAGUACAAAUAAAAGAUUAUAUUUAGUA